AUGACGCACGGGUUCUUACUCGCGAUGGGCGGCUUUCGCCAUCAUCUUAGCGUCGAGGAACUCCAAGAGAUUUGUGACCAGCUAGAUCGCCAAUACGUUCCUUCUACUGGCCCUCACAGAGAGGAUCCCAAUGUUCUACAUCUUUCUACAAUGAAGGUCCUCAUAGCUGCAAAGAAAAUUCAAUUUCCGAGGUUGACUCAAGCUGACAUUGAAGACAAGAGCAAAGCCGACGGACUCACGAAAGCUAUCGCCAUCCUCCAGACCACAUGGUUCCUGGCGCAGUGCGUCGCUCGCAUAACAAAGCAGCUCCAACUAGCAGAGGUCGAGGUGGUCACUUUAGCGCUCGCCAGUCUCAAUGCCGUGGUCUACAUCCUUUGGUGGGAGAAACCAAUGGAUGUCCGGCGACCCUUCUAUAUCUAUCCCGAUGGCGCUGUCGGGCUUCCUCCCCUCAGAGAGGCCACUCCCGGGACUGUUACCGAAUACUCUCCCAUUUCGACUGCACCUCGCAUGCCUCAAACGACGAAUGUAAUGCGGAUCUGGAAAAGCAUAGUUUCGAUUCCCCGAAGCGGGGUCUGGAGACAAAUAGUGGCGGGCAUUGUCUUGGUAGUAAGACCACUAGCCUCAGAUGAGAUGUCCCCUAUUGUCGAACUCCUCACGCGACAAGGAGACUAUAGAACGGGAUAUAUCAGACGGAAGGGCGAACAUGAAGGCAGACCCUAUCUCCUGAUUGCUUUCGAGAUGUUUGGAGGGCUUCACUGCAUUCCGUGGAAUUAUCCUUUCCAAGCAGAGUUUCUCCAGCUCGUGUGGAGGAUGAUGUCGAUCAUCCUCAUCGUCAAUCCAGCGUUGACUGCUGUCUCACUGUUGGCAUUCAUACUAUGCCCUGUAAGACCAGGAGAGAUACUCGCUGAGCGGUGCUUCUUCCGCAACAUCCUUCUCUCUGUUGCCACAAAGACCCUACAAUUUUCAAUGGCAUCUUAUAUCAUAGCGCGCGCAGAGCUCUUUGUCGUGGUGAUUUUCCUCAUGCUAUACUUGCCUGAUUCAGCCUUUCUUGCUGUCGAGUGGAUGCAUUUCCUCCCUCACAUUUAG
Messenger RNA from Cyclocybe aegerita, 1086 nucleotides. Lineage: Eukaryota; Fungi; Basidiomycota; Agaricomycetes; Agaricales; Hemipholiotaceae. The record is from the annotation of a GenBank genome assembly.